AUGGCGGCCUCUCCGCCUCUGGCCUUAACCCCGGCCCUCCAGGCCUCCUUCCUCUGCUCCCUCGCGCUCGCCUUCCUCCGGGCCGGCCGCCUCGCCGCCGCCGCCUCCCACGUCGUCUCCUCACUCCCCCGCCUCGCCUCCCGCCAGCCUCCUCCGUCGCCUCAUCCCCGCCCUCGCCUCCUCGGGCCUCGCCGCCGCCGCCGUCCGCUUCCGCCCCGUCCCAGCCUCCCCUCGCUCCGCCCCGCGCUGAGCCUGCUCCGUUCCUCUUCGGGGCCCCAGGCGCAGGUCGCGGCUGACACCGUCAGCUACAACAUCUUCCUCGCUGGCCUCUCCGAGCAGGGCCACGGAGGCUCGCGCCGGCCGUGCUCUCCGAGAUGUGCAAGCGCGGCGUGCCCUGGGACGCGGUCACCGACCGGCCUGGUCAGCGAGGCGGAGGCAUUGGCGGAGAUGUUGGCCCGAGGCCGAGGAAUUGAUGGCUUGGAUGUGGUGGGAUGGAAUGCUCUCAUUGACGGGUACUGUAAAGUCCAGGACAUGGCCGCAGCAUUGGCGGUGGUGGAGAGGAUGAGAACACAAGGGGUGACACUUGACGUGGUGGGGUAUAAUACCCUGGUUGCUGGGUUCUGCCACUCCGGCGAUGCUGAUGCUGCACUGGAGGUAGUGGAGAGGAUGAAGGCCGAUGGGGUGGAGCCGAAUGUGAUGACGUACGGCGCUCAUUGGGGAGUAUUGGAUGGCCGGUUCUCAGAGGCAUAUGCGCUUUUCAGGGAGAUGGACAAGAUCGGAGUUGCGCCGAACCAUGUGACCUAUUGUACACUUAUUGAUUCAUUAGCGAAAGCGCGGAGGGGCAAUGAGUCACUUGGUCUAUUGGGAGAGAUGGUUUCAAGGGGCGUGGUCAUGGAUCUGGUCAUGUAUACAGCUCUGAUGGACCGUUUAGGUAAGGAAGGGAAGAUUGAGGAAGCUAAGGAUGUGCUUCGGCAUGCUCAGUCGGAUAAUAUUACUCCCAACUGUGUAACUUACACUGUACUGGUCGAUGCACACUGCAGAGCUGGCAAUAUCGAUGGCGCAGAGCAGAUGUUGUUGCAAAUGGAGGAGAAAUCUCUUAGCCCGAAUGUUGUCACAUUCUCAUCGAUCAUCGAUGGUCUUGUUAAAAGAGGAUGCCUCGGCAAAGCAGCUGAUUAUAUGAGGAAGAUGAAGGACAGUGGCAUUGCUCCUAAUGUUGUGACUUAUGGAACACUUAUCGAUGGUUUCUUCAAGUUCCAGGGGCAAGAAGCAGCUCUUGAUGUGUACCAUGAUAUGUUGCAUGAGGGUGUUGAGGCAAACAACUUUGUUGUUGACUCACUGGUGAAUGGUUUGAGAAAGAAUGGGAAUAUAGAGGGAGCUGAAGCAUUAUUUAAAGAUAUGGGUGAACGUGGUCUGUUGCUCGACCACGUCAAUUAUACCACCUUAAUGGAUGGGCUUUUUAAAACAGGAAACAUGCCAGCUGCUUUUAAGGUUGGUCAGGAGUUGAUGGAGAGAAACCUGUCACCUGAUGCUGCUGUCUAUAAUGUGUUUAUCAAUUGCCUUUGCUCGCUUGGCAAGUUCAGUGAAGCAAAAUCUUUUUUGAAAGAGAUGAGAAAUACGGGCUUAGAACCUGAUCAAGCAACAUAUAACACUAUGAUUGCUGCACAGUGCCGGGAAGGGAAGACCUCCAAAGCUCUAAAGCUACUGAAAGAAAUGAAGUGGAGUUCAAUAAAGCCUAAUCUCAUCACAUAUACUACACUUGUUGUGGGCCUUCUUGAGGCUGGGAUUGUGAAGAAGGCAAAAUAUUUGCUAAAUGAGAUGGCUUCUGCUGGAUUCGCUCCAACCUCUCUGACUCAUCAAAGGGUGAUGCAAGCAUGUUCUGGAAGCAGGAGGCCGGAUGUGAUUUUGGAAAUUCAUGUAUUGAUGAUGGGUGCUGGUCUUCAUGCUGACAUCACUGUGUAUAAUACACUCGUGCAUGUUUUGUGUUGCCAUGAAAUGACAAGGAAAGCUACAGUUGUUUUGGAUGAAAUGUUGGGGAGAGGAAUUGCACCAGAUACUAUCACAUUCAACGCUCUCAUUCUUGGCCAUUGUAAGAGCAGCAAUCUAGAUAAUGCAUUUGCAAUGUAUGCUCAGAUGCUUCAUCAAGGCCUCUCACCUAAUAUAGCUACAUUCAACACACUUCUGGGUGGCCUUGAGUCCGCUGGAAGAAUUGGAGAAGCGGGUACUGUUCUCAGUGAGAUGAAGAAGAUGGGCCUUGAGCCCAAUAAUAUCACCUAUGAUAUACUGGUGACAGGAUAUGCAAAGAAAAGCAACAAAGUUGAAGCACUAAGGCUGUAUUGUGAGAUGGUGAGUAAAGGCUUUAUUCCCAAAGCAAGCACGUAUAAUUCACUCAUGAGUGACUUUGCUAAAUCUGGAAUGAUGAAUCAAGCUAAAGAGUUGUUCAGUGAGAUGAAAAGGAGAGGAGUUUUACAUACGUCCUCAACUUAUGAUAUCCUUUUGAAUGGAUGGUCAAAGCUUAGAAAUGGAACUGAGGUAAGAAUACUUCUCAAAGAUAUGAGAGAGCUAGGAUUUAAACCAUCUACAGGCACUAUCAGUUCUAUGUCCAGAGCAUUUUCAAGGCCGGGCAUGACUUGUGAAGCUCGACGUUUACUUAAGACCCUUUUCAAGGUUUAG
Molecule: messenger RNA, 2670 nt
Organism: Miscanthus lutarioriparius
Lineage: Eukaryota; Viridiplantae; Streptophyta; Magnoliopsida; Poales; Poaceae
Source: the annotation of a GenBank genome assembly